UACAGCCGUUUUCAAUUUCAGAAUUAAAUAUCUGGCUUAUUUCGCAUUUUUCGACACAUGUUCUUCUUAACAUUUAUUUUAAUUUAUAUUGAAAUAUAUAUAUAAUAAGUUUUUUUACACAGUUUAUAUAAAUUCAUAAAUAUUUGACAAAAUCGUAUAUACCCGCUUUAAGUACGCACACUGCAGUCGAAGUUUAUAAUAUUUGUAGCAGAUCCUGCGCAGAUUUAGUCAUAACAAGCUUCGGAUAGCUUCGGAUAGCAUCGUAUCGCAAGGAUGUCGCUGUUCAAGGUGGCACCAUUGGAAAUAUUUGAUGAACCUUUACCCGGUGGAACAUUUCCAGAGGCAGAAAUAGUUGGUCAUUUUUCGGUUGAUGGAGAUGGCGAACUCGCAUUUGACGAGAGUCAGAAGAAGUUCCUUAAGAUGCCGAGUGAUCUGAAAAGAGUGAAGUUGGAUUUGAACGAGGGGUACGUAGAUAUAUCAACGCCCCCAGAUCAUCAGCUGAACAACAUUGACUACAUCCUGCGAUGGAUUCAGGAAGAUCGCGAGAAACAUUUCCCGAGCAGCGAGUUCAAGAAUGCAUUUGUUGGCCGAAGACAGCUGCUCGCCAAGGUGAUGUGUACGCCGUACGACAAAGACCCCUGGAAGUUUGGAGUGAUCUUCAGGGACGACAACUUUUACAUGUGCGAGUUCGACCGGGAGAUAACGGCCACGCCCAACCCGGAGGAUGAGACGUGGGUGCGGUCAAUAUUUUGGGGAUGGAAAAUGUUGCAGUACUUGACCGCAGAUGAGGCGGAUGGCAAACCAAAACCCGAUCGCCAAUGCAACCAAAAUGAAGAGUUUGACGUUGUCAGCAAGCUGAAAGUAAAUGGCCAUGUUCUAGCGUACUAUUACGGCGUGGAUGCCUACGACAAGGACGCUAAUUGCUACGUGGACAUCAAAACCUGCAAGCACGUACCCGAGCAUGACGAACGCAGGCUUAGAAUCUUUCAGAGACACAAACUGCUGAAGUGGUGGGCACAAUGUCAACUUGGCGCUGUUUCUGAAGUAGUCGGUUGUUAUAGAGACGAUUCGGGGAUAGUCACCCGCCUCAAGUGCAUGCCCACACGAGAAAUGCCGGACAGCGCAAGGGAAUGGUCGGCAAAUGUCUGCUACAAUUUCCUCGACCAGUUUCUGACCUGGGUGAAACAAAGGAUUCCCGCUGUCGAUGCCGAUACGUGAGUACAUCGAAUCAUCAAUCAUAU
Messenger RNA from Dreissena polymorpha, 1241 nucleotides. Its product is annotated as decapping and exoribonuclease protein-like. Gene Ontology annotation, biological process: nuclear-transcribed mRNA catabolic process; NAD-cap decapping. Gene Ontology annotation, molecular function: mRNA 5'-diphosphatase activity. NCBI's taxonomy places the organism in Eukaryota, Metazoa, Mollusca, Bivalvia, Myida, Dreissenidae. The record is from RefSeq and is a predicted model, not a curated record. Gene Ontology annotation, cellular component: cytosol; nucleus. Bases 274 to 1218 code for a protein of 314 amino acids. The transcript has 6 exons.